AUGGACCACAUGUCUCCCAGGUUGAGAACCUUCCUCUCUGAACCCAUCGGAGAGAAGGAUGUCAGCUGGGUGGACGGGAUCAGCCGUGAGCUUGCCAUCAAUCUGGUCACCAAAGGUUUCAACAAGGCCUACAUCCUGUUGGGACAGUUCCUUCUGAUGCAUAAGAAUGAAGCCGAGUUCCAGAGGUGGAUCAUCUGCUGCUGUGGUGCCACGGAGUGGGAGGCCCAGCAGAGCUCCAACUGCCUCAAGGAGUGGUGCGCCUGCUUCCUGUAGA
This is a messenger RNA of Carlito syrichta (Philippine tarsier), 274 nucleotides long. It is a transcript of the gene BANF2, whose product is annotated as barrier to autointegration factor 2. Bases 1 to 273 code for a protein of 90 amino acids. The transcript is spliced from 2 exons. NCBI's taxonomy places the organism in Eukaryota, Metazoa, Chordata, Mammalia, Primates, Tarsiidae. The record is from RefSeq and is a predicted model, not a curated record. Gene Ontology annotation, molecular function: DNA binding.